ACAUAUUUCCCAGUUUUUGGAAGAAUAUGUUUGAAAAUAUCCCCAGAUAACAAAGGAGAAGGGGAAGGACCCGAACGAUCCUCCCGUUGAGUAGGCGGGUUACUUAGCAACAGCCUAGAGAUAAUGGAAUAAUAGUUUUUUUUAAAAAAAAGACUGGCUGCAACCUUUACUUUAAAAAAGAAAGAAACAUUUAAUUUUGUUUGUAUUGAUUAAAUUUGACAGUUUGGGCUUCUGACGUCAAGGCUGGCGUCAUGCGCUCGGGGAUACCCGAGUUUGGGGGGGAGAGAGAAAAAAGUCAAACCUCGUGGGGGAGGGUGAAGAUUGUUCGAGAUUAGGCAUAGGAACUCUCGCGGGAAGUAGCUAUAGAAACCGAGCCGCUUUCUCUCACGGUGGAAAACGGCAGAGAAGCUCUUUUCUUGGGGAGGUUAUUUUUGGGGGGGAGGGUGCGGUUAGGAGACUGGCGCCUUUAGUUUCAUCGAGGUUCAGAACACCUGUCCUAGGAGAGGCCUACUUCCUUUCUCCUGACUCCGAGUUCUCUUUGGUAAGUUCUUCCCAUAUAGACUUUCACUUUGGACAGGUAAGGAGGGGAAAAGUGAGCCGGAGGUAAAGAGACUCAAAGGCGAGUGAUGAGAGACUGCAACGCGGGUCGCUUUAUUGACAAGGUCUCGUUGAGUUGUCUUGGCCCUUCGGAGAAUCCUGCAAAGGACAGGAUUAUUGCCAUUCCUGGUCAUUGCUUGUCAGGGAAGGGGUUAACCACGACCAGACCUUCCCUCCGCCAGAUCUAUCUACGAUACCAGAAACUGGAUAAGUGUAAGUAUCCGAAGUGAUGCCUGUCACUUUCACAUUGUAACAUAUGCAAUCAAGACAACAUUUCUUCAUCCAUGAAUCUGCUGGCUUAUCAGCACAGAAAAUAAAGUCCAAAUGAGGUUAAAGAUAUCACUGCUAAAAGAACCAAAACAUAAGGAAUUAGUUAGCUGUGUGGGCUGGACAACAGCAGAUGAACUGUAUUCAUGCAGCGAUGAUCACCAGAUUAUAAAAUGGAACUUGUUAAAUGGAGAAACAGCACAAGUUGUCAAGCUUCCUGAUGAUAUCUAUCCUUUGGAUCUUCACUGGUUUCCUAAAAGUUUAGGUGGAAAGAGACAAACCCAUGCUGAGAAUUUUGUACUUACAAGUUCUGAUGGUAAGUUUCAUUUGAUUUCUAAAACUGGAAGAGUUGAAAAAAGUGUAGAAGCCCACUGCGGAGCUGUACUUGCAGGAAGAUGGAAUUAUGAAGGUACCGCACUUGUUACAGUUGGUGAAGAUGGACAAAUAAAAAUUUGGUCCAAGAGUGGAAUGCUAAGAUCCACAUUAGUACAACAAGGAACACCUAUAUAUUCAGUAGCAUGGGGUCCAGAUUCUGAAAAGAUUCUUUACACAUCAGGAAAACAGCUAAUUAUCAAACCACUUCAGCCAAAUGCUAAAGUUUUACAGUGGAAAGCUCAUGAUGGAAUUAUUCUAAAAGUCGAUUGGAAUUCUGUCAAUGAUCUUAUUUUGUCAGCUGGGGAAGACUGUAAAUAUAAGGUAUGGGAUAGCUAUGGUCGUCUGCUGUAUAGCUCAUUGUCCCAUGAAUAUCCUGUCACUUCUGUUGCUUGGGCUUUGGAUGGGGAAUUAUUUGCUGUUGGAUCCUUUCACACUUUACGACUUUGUGAUAAAACAGGGUGGUCCUAUGCUUUAGAGAAGCCAAACACUGGCAGCAUAUUCAAUAUUGCUUGGUCUACUGAUGGUACACAAUUAGCUGGGGCUUGUGGAAACGGACAUGUGAUUUUUGCCCAUGUUGUGGAACAGCGCUGGGUAUGGAAAAACUUUGGAAUAACAUUAACUAAGAGAAGAACCAUGGAGGUUCGUAAUGUACUUAAUGAUGCAGUGGAUUUGCUGGAAUUUCGUGACAGAGUCAUUAAAGCAUCUUUGAAUUUUGGUCAUUUAGUAGUUUCAACAUCUCUCCAGUGUUACAUAUUCUCAGUUAAAAACUGGAAUACACCUUUAAUCUUUGACCUCAAAGAAGGAACUGUCAGUUUAAUUUUACAAGCAGAAAGGCAUUUUGUUCUUGUUGAUGGUGGAGGAAUCUACUUAUAUUCCUAUGAGGGACGUUUAAUUUCCUCUCCAAAGUUUCCAGGCAUGAGGACUGACAUACUGAAUGGCCAAACUGUAUCCUUGAGUAGUGAUACUUUAGCUAUAAGGGACAAAUCUGAUGAAAAAGUUAUUGAUCUGUUUGAACCUUUAUCUGGCAAACCAUUAGGAGAUGGAAAACCUCUUAGUCAUAAGACAGAAAUUGUGGAAAUUGCCUUAGAUCAGAAGGGUCUUACAAAUGAAAGGAAAAUUGCUUUUAUUGACAAAAAUAGAGAUCUUUAUAUAACUUCCGUGAAGAGAUUUGGAAAAGAACAGAAAAUUAUCAAAAUAGGAACAAUGGUGCAUACUCUGGCAUGGAAUGACACAUGCAACAUACUAUGUGGUCUGCAGGAUACACGUUUCACAGUCUGGUACUACCCCAAUGUAGUGUAUGUAGACAAGGAUCUCUUGCCAAAAACACUCUAUGAAAAGGAUGCAAGUGAAUUUAGUAAAAGUCCCCAGAUCUUAAGUUUUGUUGGCAAUCAGGUAACAAUUAGAAGAGCUGAUGGUUCACUUAUUCACAUCAGUAUUUCACCAUAUCCAGCUAUUCUUCAUGAAUAUGUGAACAAUUUGAAAUGGGAAGAUGCCAUCAGAUUGUGUCGCUUUGUCAAGGAUCAAACAUUAUGGGCUUGUUUAGCUUCUAUGGCAAUAGCCAAUAAAGAUAUGAACACAGCAGAAAUAGCCUAUGCAUCAGUUGGCGAGAUUGAUAAAGUUCAGUAUAUCAGUUCCAUCAAAGAUCUUCCAUCAAAGGAAUCAAGAAUGGCUCAUAUUCUGCUUUUUAGUGGAAAUGUCCAGGAUGCUGAAACUUUGCUUCUGCAAGCUGGGCUUAUUUACCAGGCAAUUCAAGUUAAUAUUAAUCUAUACAACUGGGAAAGAGCACUAGAACUUGCUGUGAAACACAAGACGCACGUUGACACAGUGCUGGCUUACCGACAAAAGUACUUGGAUGACUUCAGUAAAAAAGAAACGAAUCAGCGAUUUUUGCAAUAUGCAGAAAGGCUUGAUGUUAACUGGGAUAAAAUCAAAGCUAAAAUUGAAUUGGAAAUUGCAAAAGAACGAGAACGAGCUACUGCUACUCCAACAGUCAGAGGAAGCAUGAUCAUUCAGCGCUAAGAGUUGUAUUGGUUUUAUGAAAUAUGAACUUUGUAUAUGUAAUUCAGCAUACUAAGUUACUGAUAAUAUUUAUAUAUAAUGCUUAGUUUUUUUAGUUAGUUUAGAAAAUGAAUUUGUAUGUAUGUAACCUGCUGGAAUGAUAAAUGUUUUUGUUAUAAUGUUUAUAUUAUAACGAAUAGAUUUCUAAUACUAUAUGUAAUGUUACCAUUAAAUCUGUCACAUAAUCAAAUGAUCAGCUAUUCUGAUUACCAACAGGCUAUUCUUGUUCAGCAUGAAUUCUGAGAAUACAUUUGCUUAUUACAUGUAGGAAUUUUACAAUUAGUUUUUUUUAAUGAAAUAUAUGGUAAAAACAUUUUCAGAAAAUAUUCACAAGUUAGUAUAUCCAAUCAUCUUUUGUCCAGAUCUCCAUGUUUAUUUGUUUAUUUAUA
Molecule: messenger RNA, 3686 nt
Organism: Notechis scutatus (mainland tiger snake)
Lineage: Eukaryota; Metazoa; Chordata; Lepidosauria; Squamata; Elapidae
Source: RefSeq, a predicted model, not a curated record